Mus musculus (house mouse) is the source of this 7602-nucleotide messenger RNA. It is a transcript of the gene Cdk7, whose product is annotated as cyclin dependent kinase 7. Gene Ontology annotation, molecular function: RNA polymerase II CTD heptapeptide repeat kinase activity; ATP binding; RNA polymerase II CTD heptapeptide repeat S5 kinase activity. The record is from RefSeq and is marked validated. The transcript has 12 exons. Lineage: Eukaryota; Metazoa; Chordata; Mammalia; Rodentia; Muridae. Gene Ontology annotation, biological process: transcription initiation at RNA polymerase II promoter; protein stabilization; positive regulation of transcription by RNA polymerase II. Bases 108 to 1148 code for a protein of 346 amino acids. Gene Ontology annotation, cellular component: cyclin-dependent protein kinase holoenzyme complex; cytosol; CAK-ERCC2 complex.
GUGUGCGUCCAGCGACCGGAAGUAGCUGUUGGGCAGCUUUCGGACGCUUUAAAUUCCUGCGGGGUGGAGGGCUUAGCUUGGGUGCCCGGGUCUGGUUUCUCACUCGCAUGGCUGUGGACGUGAAGUCUCGAGCGAAGCGCUAUGAGAAACUGGACUUCCUCGGAGAGGGACAGUUUGCGACGGUCUAUAAGGCCAGGGACAAGAACACCAACCAAAUCGUCGCCAUUAAGAAAAUCAAACUUGGACACAGGUCAGAAGCUAAGGAUGGAAUAAAUAGAACAGCCUUAAGGGAGAUAAAGCUCUUACAGGAACUAAGUCAUCCAAAUAUAAUUGGUCUCCUUGAUGCAUUUGGACAUAAGUCUAACAUUAGCCUUGUCUUUGAUUUUAUGGAAACUGACCUCGAGGUUAUUAUAAAGGAUAACAGCCUUGUGCUGACACCAUCCCACAUUAAAGCCUACAUGUUGAUGACUCUUCAGGGCUUAGAAUAUUUACAUCAGCAUUGGAUUCUACACAGGGAUCUGAAACCAAACAACUUGUUGUUAGAUGAGAAUGGAGUUCUGAAACUGGCAGAUUUUGGCCUGGCCAAAUCAUUUGGGAGCCCCAAUAGGGCUUACACACAUCAAGUUGUGACCAGAUGGUACCGGGCUCCUGAGUUAUUGUUUGGAGCUAGGAUGUAUGGUGUGGGAGUAGACAUGUGGGCUGUUGGUUGUAUAUUAGCAGAAUUGCUUCUAAGGGUUCCAUUUUUGCCUGGAGAUUCAGAUCUUGAUCAGCUAACAAGGAUAUUUGAAACUCUGGGUACACCAACUGAAGAGCAGUGGCCUGACAUGUGUAGUCUUCCCGAUUAUGUGACAUUUAAGAGUUUCCCUGGGGUCCCACUGCAGCACAUCUUCAUCGCGGCUGGGGACGACCUGCUGGAGCUCAUCCAAGGCCUGUUCUUAUUUAACCCGUGUACGCGGACCACAGCCUCACAGGCAUUGAAGACCAAGUACUUCAGUAACCGCCCCGGGCCAACACCUGGAUGCCAGCUCCCGCGACCAAACUGUCCGGUGGAGGCAUUAAAGGAACCGGCGAAUCCAACCGUGGCAACAAAGCGGAAAAGAGCAGAGGCCUUAGAACAAGGAAUAUUGCCCAAGAAGCUCAUUUUUUAGUUGCAGCGAACAAUGGACAGUUUCACUGCUGAAAUAAAUGAUCCAAAGGCAAAUAAUGGAAAAAAUAGUGAAUAUUAAAUGCUAUAAGAGAGAACUUGUAAAUAUUCUACAGAUGUAAAAUAUGUAAAACUACGGGUUAUUUUUAUUAAAUGUAUUUUACAAUAAAUAUUUGUGAUUUAUGAUUAGAGUACAAGGAUAACUGCAGUCUCUAAAAUGUAAUUGACAGUGCAUUGGGAGAGGCUUGGCAUGCGAUUCCUGGUUAUUCUGCAGCUCUGGGUGAUCUGCCACUUUAAGAUCAUUAGGUAUAGUAUUGAAAACAGAAAACAAUACUGUUAGCAGUUUUGCAAGAGCUUUAGCCUACUUACUACCCAGAGUAAGCCCUGAAAAGAUGGCCCUGACGCCUCCCUGAUGUCCUGUCAUCUCGAACUCACUACGCUCCUCCUGCACGCACAGCCAGGACCUUGGCACUGCUCAUCCCAUUCCUUUGACCCUCCCCCAAGGAAGAGGCCUCGGGGAGAUUUGUGUUUGUCUUCCAUGGUUUUGUACUGCUAUCUUCAAAGAGUUCCAUCUCACCUUAUGGCAGCCUAUGCCUUUGAUCCUAGCAUGUAUGGAAGUGGAUCUCUAAGUUUGAGGACAGCCUGGUCUACAUAGUGAGCUCCAGGCCAGCCAGAGCUACGCAGUAAGGUCCUCUCUCAAAAAGCAUAAAUAAACAAAAUAAUCCUACUAUAGCUCAUACUAUUGCUUUCUGUUUUUUACUUAGAAACUUUCUUUCCAUAUUAAUAGAUCUAAAUUGAGUUGAUUUAAUUACCAUAUGAUAAUAUAGUACAUAAAUAGUGUAAUUUACCUGUGCUUUGUUUAUGGACUAUUAUUUUUUUAUUGCUGUAUAAAUUUUAUCAUGAACAUGGCACGAAUCGCCAGGCAUAGUGGUGGUUUGUCCCUGUCCAAACUCGGGAGGUAGAGGCAGUUGGAUCUCUCUGAAUUCAGCCUGGAUUCAGAGUGAGCUCCAGAGCUACGUAGUGAGGACCAGUUUGUGUGUAAAGGUGGUAGAGUAUGUCCUACCAUCUAUGAACACCUGGCACUGUAACACAUUAAAGUAACUAAGUAGCAUGGCUCAACUCCUUUACAAGUGUCAAGCAAGCCUGAAACAAGGGGACAAGGUGUUGGCCAUAUGAGCAUUCCUGGUGACCAAGGAGGCCAGAAAAUGGCAUUGGAUCCCCUGAAACUGGAAUUUUGGAUGGCUAUAAUCCACCACGAGGUGCUGGAAAUUGAACCCAGGUCCUCUGAAAGAGCAGCCAGUGCCUAAUUACUGAGUCCUCUCCCACUGCACAUGAACUUUCUGUAUGGAACCUUUGGGUGAGCAAAACCUCACUCCUAUUCUGCAUUCUCCUUGAGUCUUAUGGGGAUUCAAAAAUUAUGAUUGAUACAAAACUCAUAGAAGAAAAACUUUACAAAAUUAUGUAAUACCCGUUUGCAUGGGGCCAGGUUUGGCUGCUCGUGCCUAUAAUCUCAUCCUUGUCAGGCUGAGUAAUGACUGCCUCAGAUUUAAGGCCAGCCCAGUUACAAACAGCUCUAUGCCAGUCUGUCCUCAAAGCAAGCCCCACCCAUCUCAAAAAGCAAAACAAGAAUAGUUUUUGGCAUGGGAGCCUCACAAAGGCAUAGAGAACCUGUUAAGAAUCAACUACUGAGCUGGGUGAGCUAGGCAGGGGCAGAGAGGUAUCUAUGAGUUUGAGGAUAUCCUGGUCUAAAAAGUAAAUUCUCAGGCAGCCAGGGAUAUACCAUAAAACCCCGUCUCAUGAAUAAAGACAACUACUUGUUAUAUUAGGAAUGACUAGUAAGUAAAGAAAAAGUGCUAAGGCAGAAUGGCUUGGUCCAGAAAGUUAGCUCUAAAGGGAAACAGCUGGGGAAAUAAGGAUCAACAGGGUUGGUUAUGCAGACUUCAGCAUCGUGCUCGUCCUUGGGGCUGAAUAGGCAUCUUUUUCCCCACAGGGAAAAAAAUUAUUUUGGUUUUUGUUUGUUUGUUUGUUUUUUGAGACAGGGUUUCUCUGUGUAGCCCUGACUGUCCCGGAACUCACUCUGUAGACCAGGCUGGCCUCGAACUCGGAAAUCUGCCUGCCUCUGCCUCCCAAGUGCUGGGAUUAAAGGCGUGCGCCACCACGCCUGGCCCCCACAGGAAAAUUUUAAUCUCUCUCUUUAUUAACUUUUUAUGUGGAUGAGUGCUUUGCCUGCUUGUCACAUGUGUGCUGGUACUUCGAGUUCAGAAGGUGGCAGUCUCCUACAGUUAUGUGAUUGUGUUCUAGGUAAACCUGGGUCAUCUGCGAGAGCUACAAUGACCCAUCUUUUAGCCAUCAUCUCAUGCUUUAAGAACUGCACAGUGAUUAUUUUAUCUUUUGUGUGUUUGAUAAGCAUGCAUGUGUGCACUCACUCCACAGCACAUGUAUGUCAGUGGACAACCUUGUGUCAAUUUUUUCUGCCAGUGUUUUUGGGGGAAAUAUGUCAAGCCACUCUGCUUGCCCAUGAGUUUCCAGAGACCCUUUGACCUUACUGUAGAGCCCCGGGAGUGCAGAUACAUGCUCCUCUUUAUACUCACUGGUUUUGGGGUGUCUUUGGCAGAGUAGUGUAUCUUUUUUUUUCUUUUGGGGGAGGAAAGGGUUUAUUCGGCUUACACUUCCAUACUGCUGUUCAUCACCAAGGAAGUCAGGACUGGAACUCAAGCAGGUCAGGAAGCAGGAGCUAAUGCAGAGGCCAUGGAAGGAUGUUCCUUACUGGCUUGCUUCCCCUGGAGUAGUGUAUCUUUAACUUCUGAGCGGCUCAGUUGUUGCUCUGUUGCUAUGAUACAGUUCUCUGACAAAAGCGCCUUAAAGGAGAAAGGCCUCAUUUUGCCUUAGGAUUUCCCUUGAAAUUCAGUCCACCAUGGUGGAGGAGGCUGGUUGGUCGCACGGUCCUUGUACUCAGAUACAGAGAAUGAACAGGAGUAGGGUGGAGCUAGACAGCCUUAAAGCCUACCCCAGUGACCCAGACAGAGUGACACUUAAGCCUGCGGGGAACAGUUCACAUUCAAACCACAACAGAGGUUUUAGGCAGAAUCUGCUACCAAGCUCACACAGUGUUUGUAGUUUUGGACAGGGCUGUACUGGAACUCACUAUGGUCUUGAACUCAGAGCUCACCUCCCUCACCUCUCAAGUGAUGAGACUAAAGGUGUGCACCACCAAAUGGCCUUCUUAUAGUUCUUAGAAAUUGUUUGGUGCUGGGAUCAAGCCUAGGGCUGUGCACAUAACUGAUGCACACUGAGCCACAGCCUGAGUCCCAGCUCUUAGUCCUAAUAGAGUGCCCUGUUGCCCAGGCUUUUGGUGCUGUUACCUCUAGGCUUAACUUUUUUCUUUCUUUCCUACAUGCCUAAGCAGGUUAUCUCAGGCUAGCCUUGAACUUAUCCUCCUAAGGACCCCAUUUAGGAUGAUGGGCAUGCUCCAUCACGCUAAUGCUUGUUCUUCGUUGUUGUUUGUUUUAGUCUUUUUAAGACAGGGUUUCUCUGUGUAGCUUUGGCUAUCCUAGAACUUACUCUGUAGAUGAGGCUAGCCUCAAACUCAGAGAUCUGAGUGCUGGGAUUAAAGGCGAAUGCCACCACCGGCUGGCUUAACUCUUGGGUUUUUAACAUAGCUCACAUUUCUUUUACUGUGUGCUCACUUUCCACAAAUUAGCAAUAAGUAUGAUUUUCAAGUCUGAUUUUUCUCAUGGGCCACUGUUUUAAAAUGCCUUUGGUUGGGGGUGGGGUAGAAACAAUGUCUACCCACCUGUUCAAAGGACAAACAAGAGUGGGAUUCCAGAGUUCAUACUGGGAAGCCCAGUGAGCCUAUUAAUAAGGCUUCUUUACAAAGCACUGGGUGAGAGUUUACAUGCAGGAGCAUGGGUAACCCUCAAGUAGCCACAGCAGAAAGUCUGCACCCCACAUGGAUGUGAUGCCCUCGGAGCUGUGUAGAUGGAGUUCUCUUCUAGUACCCUACUCAAAAAUAAUCCGCCCCUCCCACAAGCCCUAAGGCCAUGAGCAAUUAGGGUUAAAAUCGGGCCCAUCUACACAGCUAUGGGGGAAUCAUGUCCAUGUUGGGUUCCUAUGGUUAGAUUUCACAUUUGACUUUCUUGAAUGUAUUGAUUGCAUCAAGGAAACCCUAUCUCAAAAAAAUAAAAGGAAAUAUCUAUCCCUUUUAUAGGCAUUCAGACACCAAGUUGCCCAACUCAUAGUGUAUAUUUUAUCAGAGACUGAAAAUAGCAAAAACUGGAGUUGGUCUAGGCUGGCUAUAAAAUAGCUGAGCUGGUUGAGAGCAACAACAAAGAUGUAAACAUCCCCUUAGUGGUGAGUGAGCAGUUGAUGGCAUUCCGCACUGCUACAAGCCGAGAUGACGACGGUGCCAAAAGAACCCGUGACACUUAAAUGUGGCUAAGGGGUUUCCCCGUGUUUGUGUGAUUUCAGGCAUGGUUGCCCUAUGUUGCCUAGGCUGUGCUAGAAUUUGCAAUCCCCCAGGUGCGCACCACCAUGCCUCGCUUCUUCCUAGCUGUUUUCGGGAUUACAAUAUACAGUACAUAGCCUGUUGUAUGGUUAUACUAAACCGCUAUUUUUAAUUUUGUAUAUGUUUAUAUGUACACACAUGUAUGCAUGUGUGCACACCUACUAUAGAAUGUGAGGGUCAGAGGACAGCUUGUAGACAUUGGUUCUCGUUCAUUAUGUGGAGUAGGACCAAACUCAGGUAGUCAGUCCUGCUUGACAGCAAGCACCUUCACCAGCUGAGCCGACUCACUGCACACGUAGUUCUUAAUACAUUCUGGUGUGGAAACAGGGUCUCUACAGUAUAUAGCCCACAGUGGCCUCAAACUCUGCCUCCCCAGUGGGAUUACAGGCAUGCGCUACCACGCCAGGCUACUAACGGGUUUUAUAUUGCUCAGAGCCUUGAGAACACUUGAGAUACAUGUACUAGCCUUAAUACACUGGUAUGCAGUUCCUGCCUGCGUGCAGGGUAAGAAGAUCCUAGCUGGAUCAGACUCGAGCUUUGCAGAUUUUUUAAACCAUUUUUAAAAACAAAAAAAACAAAAAAAAAAACCCCUAAACUAUAAAACACAUAUACCUUUUGUGUUUAUAAUUGCUUUUCUUUAAUCUGUAGCAUUUUUCAAUAGAGAAAUGUUGAUGUUUGACAGUGACCCACUGUUCCCUUCAUGCCGUACCUGUGUUACGUUCCCUACCCCAGAAGGUGGGUGGGUUGUCUUAGUGACUUUCCUGUUGUACACAUGUGUGUGCUUGAUAUGUUAAUACAUCAAUGUCUUCCCUGAAUAAACAUGGCGUUUCUCACUCGUGGACCCUAUCCUUGGAAGAUGGUCCAGUAUGUUUCACUUAUUUCCCACUGCUUCAUAGACUCCAUGUAUGUGCCUUACUGUUUUAUCCUCCUGUGUCAGGCAAGGAUAUAGACUUCUUAUGUUUUUACUUGUACAAACUGUAGUCUGGCCUUUGUGUGAUUAUUUUUUAUUUAAUAUCCCAAAUAGAAUGAGGAUCAGAUAACUGCUUUUUUUUUUGUUUUAUUUGUUAGUUUGUUUGUUUUGUAAAAAUAGAUCACACUAUUUUUACCAAAUAAUCACAUACCACCACAGCCAGCUUUAUGUAAGAGCAAGCAAGCCACGGUGAAGUGUGGAGGUCAGAGACUUGGCUCUCCCCUUCUAUCUUGUAGAUGCUGGGGAUGAAACUCAAGCCACCACUGAACCAUGCCAGCAGCUCUAGUUUUGUUUUUUGAGACAAGUUAUUUUAGGUAGCAUCCAGGCUGUUUGCAACCCUGAAUUACCCUGAGUGUUGAAUUUACAGGAAGUGACACCACAUGCAAGAGGAAGAUUACUCCACAAGUGUAUGUUUGUGUGCGUGUACACCCACGUAUACCAGAAGACAGCCUUAGGUGUUCUCUACCAUAUUUUUGGGGGUUUUCUUUUUUUUUUUUUGAGUCAGGGUCAUCAGGGUCUGUCUGUCUCUCACUGGGGUCUCCUGGCUGUCCUGGAAGCCUCAGGCAUCCGCCCGCCUCUGCAUCUCCAGCAUCAGGUUACAAACACGCUUCAGCUGUACCUGGCUCUUCAUGUGGCUGCUGAGGUCCAAACUCUGCCUUGUGCUGGCAUGGCCGACACUUUACCAUGAGCUUCUACCCAGCUCCAUAGAUUCUUUAAAAUUUUUCUCAAGGUUGAAUAUUUGUUUAAAAGAGACAUUGAAACUGUCAUAAAAUAUGGAAAUUAGUUUAUAAAAAAUGUCAACACAAAUAUUAAGACAUUUCUUGGAGGACAUGUGAUAAGGGUUCGCUUGCUUAAGCUGCAUCCUAAAAUUAAAAGGGAGGAAUGUCAUCAAAACACAUGUAUUAAUAUGUGUAUUAAGAUAUCAUAAUGAAACUUACAACUUUGUAAAUUACUAUGCUAAUAAAUUUUUAAAACACCUUGAAA